ACAAGCCCCACUCUUCUCCGUAUCAGAAGCGAAUUGGAGUUUACGCUGGAGGGAGAUGUGCUUGUACCCGUCAAGAAACUAAGUCAGUAGAGGGAACGGAAAGAGUUCACUUUAACAGUCCUAGCAUAAUAACUCAAUCACGAGAUUGGAGUUGAACGGUGGGAGUGUACAGUUAUGGAGCUUAUUAAAGAAGAAGCUGCACCGGAGGAUGACAGCAGAGGGCGGCAGAGGGAUGGUCUAACAAGCGUCGUCUCCUCAAAACAAAUGCAAAGAAACCAGUUAGAGAUCUGUCCGGGUUUGUUGUCUGGAGAUGCACAUCUUAUGUGCCGCGGCCGGGAUAGAAGCGAUCCGGAGCCCAAGGCUGGCGACGCAGCAAGUGAUGACGGGUUUACUGGGGACAAAUCAAAUAAUAAGAGAGAAUCUGGUUGCACUAGAGUAAACAAUGAGGGGCUGUCAGAUGGCCGCCAGGGCAAGAAGAAACACCGGCGACGACCAUCCAAGAAGAAGCGCCGCUGGAAGCCUUACUUCAAAUUAACCUGGGAGGAGAAGAAAGAGCUAGAUGAACGCGAGACCGCCCGUGCGUCACGGGUGCGCGCUGAAAUGUUCGCCAAAGGUCUGCCCGUUGCCCCAUAUAACACCACCCAGUUUCUGAUGGAGGAACACGACCGCGAAGAACCUGACCUCAACACGGAGCUGGGAGGCAGAAAAUCCGCGGCGAUCCGCUCCGAUGACACGGCCAGCGAAGAUGAGAAUUUUGAGGUCGAAGAUGAGGAGGAGGAGGAGGGGGCCGUUGGCGGUGGCGGAGGCAGCGACGGUAUGGGCAGACCCGGCCACGCAGGCGGAGAGUUUUUGCAGAGAGACUUUUCUGAGACAUAUGAACGGUACCACGUCGAGACUCUCCAAAAUAUGUCUAAGCAAGAACUGGUUAGGGAAUACUUGGAGCUGGAGAAGUGCAUGUCACGGUUAGAGGAGGAGAACAACUGGCUUCGCCAUGGCCGGAGAAAUCCCGAGUCCCCGGUUGACGGCACCAGCGCUCAGCGCGUGCGGGAACUAGAGAUUGAGGUUGAGAGACUGAGAGCCGAGAAUAACGAGUUAUUACUCAAAACCCCCCAAAGUAAAGGUCCUGGACUCAACCAGUCGUGCUGAAUUAAUGUUUUAUUUCUGUUGUACACGUCAAAUUGUUGCUCUGUCUUACUGUAAACAGUAUCUCUGUAGUAUCUAAUACCAUCUCAGCCUUUGUCAUCUGAAGGCAAUGUUCUCCCGACAGAAAAUUUUAUUAAAUAUUUCGUGCGGUCCCACAUAUUUGGUCAGUCCACAAUAAUAUGUGAUUUGUACUGUUAAACUGACAAAACGAAUAGCCUACAAUGUUAUGUAAAAUAUUAAAAAACGGUCAGAAACUACUCUUAAGACUCUUGCGCGAGUCUUUGCCAUAACAUCACAAAUGACAUCUCAUAUAAUUUCAGUUUUGUUAAUUUACCAUGAUCAUUGAAUAUUUAAAAUUGUAUUUUAUUUAGAAACCACAAACAUGCAGCGCUUCAGAUUCAUAUUUGAUGGCGCAUAUGCUUCAGUGUGUUAAUGCAUGACUGUGUUAAUGCAUGAUAAUGCAUGUUUUACCCAAAUAUAUCGUCUAUUAAAUUUUAUAUUUUAGUUCUAAUUUUAUUUAUCUUAUGUUGCCGGUUCUAUUCUCUGUCAGUCUUUACAUGAUAAAAAUGCAAAACUUGGA
Molecule: messenger RNA, 1723 nt
Organism: Carassius carassius (crucian carp)
Lineage: Eukaryota; Metazoa; Chordata; Actinopteri; Cypriniformes; Cyprinidae
Gene: hexim1
Product: HEXIM P-TEFb complex subunit 1
Exons: 2
Coding region: 175-1146 (323 amino acids)
Biological process (GO): negative regulation of transcription by RNA polymerase II; negative regulation of cyclin-dependent protein serine/threonine kinase activity
Cellular component (GO): nucleoplasm; nucleus; cytoplasm
Molecular function (GO): 7SK snRNA binding; cyclin-dependent protein serine/threonine kinase inhibitor activity
Source: RefSeq, a predicted model, not a curated record